This is a messenger RNA of Porites evermanni, 1162 nucleotides long. Lineage: Eukaryota; Metazoa; Cnidaria; Anthozoa; Scleractinia; Poritidae. The record is from the annotation of a GenBank genome assembly.
AUGAUAGAGCGCGGAAAGGUGAAAGCGAAUUGCAGAGCUUUAAUCAGCUUCUCUUCCAUGGCUCAUUUCUGUUUUUAGAUCUGCGCGAGCCUAUGUCACUGUCGUCACAUUGUACAUGCAAACAUUCGUUUAGAAUAGUGGCCCAGAACAAGGGCACAACAUUGCACGGAGGGGAUAUGUCUUACACAGACACGUUUCGCUUUGAUUACUUAGAUUUGCUACAUCAUUUAAUACCUUUUCAUCUCAUUCACCGUUCAUUUGUUUCUUGAAAGAGUGCUUGUGACGUCAAUCCAUGCCAUAACAAGUUUAUCUGCCAGUCUGGAUUUACAGACCAACGGUAUCGUUGCGUAUGUGCUCCGGGUUUUACCGGCGAAGAUUGUGGACAGGGUAAGAAUAAAUGAAGUGAAAACGAUUUUGUUUUUCUACCAUUGCUUCUAACACCAUUAACUGAAGGAUGCUGCUGAUUAAGAAUUUUUUUAAGAGCCAGCUUUGAUUUCAUUUGUUUUUGUUAGACAAAAGAAGUAAAAUAAAGCUAGGGAGUACUCUUAAUGAACCCUUGAUAACAACUUUGUGAGGUCGUCAGGACGAACGAAAGCGCACCCGGGGACAAUUAAAGGGGUAGAAUAUUGCUUUAUGGAAAGAACAAAAAGAGCGCGCAUGACCUUCCUAGUUUACUUGGCAACCGAGGUAAAGGGGAACUUAAAUAAUCCUUUUCCCCUGACUUCACACACAGAUUUUAGCUCCACACGCAAUUUUUUGUUACAAGAGUAAAGUUGACAAAGUACUUUUUUCACGACAAAACAAACGAAACUAUGAUUAUUUGUUCUUGGUUCAGAAAUAUUUUGAUUCACAUACUGACAUGACUGUGCAUUAGGCGUUGUUGUGAGACAAUUCAGAGGGAUCGCUUGGCUGUUGUUUGCUUGGUAUCUUUAAGCGAGCAACUUCUUUCAAAUUUAGUCCUGUGUCGUUUAUUAUUAUACAGAGUUUUUUCCUUAUCUCAAAUAUUUCAAUUUGCCCAGAUAUUGACGAAUGCAGUGUCUUUCCCUCCAUCUGUGAUAUAAAUGCUAUCUGUCGGAAUAGUGAAGGAUCUUACCUAUGUUCAUGUAAGGAGGGGUUUGCUGGUGAUGGCAAGGCGUGCAAAGGUAAAGCGAACAACCCUUAA